This is a messenger RNA of Peromyscus californicus insignis, 7100 nucleotides long. It is a transcript of the gene Foxp1, whose product is annotated as forkhead box P1. Lineage: Eukaryota; Metazoa; Chordata; Mammalia; Rodentia; Cricetidae. Gene Ontology annotation, biological process: regulation of transcription by RNA polymerase II. Gene Ontology annotation, cellular component: nucleus. The transcript is spliced from 18 exons. Gene Ontology annotation, molecular function: RNA polymerase II cis-regulatory region sequence-specific DNA binding; DNA-binding transcription repressor activity, RNA polymerase II-specific. The record is from RefSeq and is a predicted model, not a curated record. The coding region runs from base 170 to 2335 and encodes 721 amino acids.
GGUCCUUCUGUGUGUUGCAGUCUUGUGGCAUUCUGCAGGCCCCCUGCCAGUGACCCCAGGCUUUUUAUGGCUGUGAGACUUAUUAAAAGCUCAGGGGUGAGAAGUGACCUUUUGAGGUGACUAUAACUGAAGAUUGAAUUAUAGAAGCAAAAAAAAAGGUUUUUGAGUCAUGAUGCAAGAAUCUGGGUCUGAGACAAAAAGUAACGGAUCAGCCAUCCAGAACGGGUCCAGCGGUGGCAACCACUUACUAGAGUGUGGGGCACUUCGUGACACUCGGUCCAACGGGGAGGCACCAGCGGUGGACCUGGGGGCAGCCGACCUAGCCCACGUCCAGCAGCAGCAACAGCAGGCCCUGCAGGUGGCAAGGCAGCUCCUCCUUCAGCAGCAGCAACAGCAGCAACAGCAGCAGCAGCAGCAGCAACAGCAGCAGCAGCAGCAACAGCAGCAGCAGCAGCAGCAGCAGCAGCAGCAGCAGCAGCAGCAAGUUAGUGGACUAAAGUCUCCCAAGAGGAAUGAUAAGCAACCAGCUCUUCAGGUCCCCGUGUCAGUGGCUAUGAUGACACCUCAGGUUAUCACUCCCCAGCAAAUGCAGCAGAUCCUCCAGCAGCAAGUGCUGAGCCCCCAGCAGCUCCAGGUUCUUCUCCAGCAGCAGCAGGCCCUCAUGCUUCAACAGCAGCAGCUUCAAGAAUUUUAUAAGAAACAACAAGAACAGUUGCAGCUUCAACUUCUCCAACAGCAACAUGCUGGAAAACAGCCGAAAGAGCAACAGCAGGUGGCUACCCAGCAGUUGGCUUUCCAGCAGCAGCUUCUACAGAUGCAGCAGCUGCAGCAGCAGCACCUCCUGUCCCUGCAGCGCCAAGGCCUUCUAACAAUUCAGCCCGGGCAGCCUGCCCUUCCCCUCCAACCUCUUGCUCAAGGCAUGAUUCCAACGGAACUGCAGCAGCUCUGGAAAGAAGUGACAAGUGCCCACACUGCAGAGGAGACCACGGGCAGCAAUCACAGCAGCCUGGACCUGACCAGCACGUGUGUCUCAUCCUCAGCACCUUCCAAGACCUCCCUCAUCAUGAACCCGCACGCCUCUACCAAUGGACAACUCUCAGUCCACACUCCCAAGAGGGAAAGCUUGUCCCACGAGGAGCACCCCCACAGCCAUCCUCUCUACGGACAUGGCGUAUGCAAGUGGCCAGGAUGUGAAGCCGUUUGUGACGACUUCCCAGCCUUUCUAAAACAUCUCAACAGUGAGCAUGCGCUGGACGAUAGAAGCACAGCUCAAUGUAGAGUGCAAAUGCAGGUUGUCCAGCAGUUAGAGCUACAGCUUGCAAAAGACAAAGAGCGCCUGCAAGCCAUGAUGACCCACCUGCAUGUGAAGUCUACAGAACCCAAAGCUGCCCCUCAGCCCCUGAAUCUGGUAUCAAGUGUCACCCUCUCCAAGUCCGCGUCAGAGGCUUCUCCACAGAGCUUACCUCAUACUCCAACGACCCCCACGGCCCCGUUAACUCCCGUCACCCAAGGCCCCUCUGUCAUCACCACCACCAGCAUGCACACGGUGGGACCGAUCCGCAGGCGGUACUCAGACAAAUACAACGUGCCCAUUUCUUCAGCAGAUAUUGCGCAGAACCAAGAAUUUUAUAAGAACGCGGAAGUUAGACCACCAUUUACAUAUGCAUCUUUAAUUAGGCAGGCCAUUCUCGAAUCUCCAGAAAAGCAGCUAACACUAAACGAGAUCUAUAACUGGUUCACACGAAUGUUUGCUUACUUCCGACGCAAUGCAGCCACGUGGAAGGGUGCCAUUCGCACCAACCUCUCACUGCAUAAGUGCUUUAUCAGAGUAGAGGAUGAGUUUGGGUCCUUUUGGACAGUUGAUGAUGAAGAGUUUAGACGUGGCCGCCAUAUUCAACGAGGCCGUCCUCGCAAAUACUGCCCCGGUGAAAACUCUGACGAGCUUGGCGCACAUAACCCUUCCCUUAUUAAAAACAUGCAGAGCAGCCACGCCUACUGUACCCCUCUCAAUGCAGCUCUCCAGGCUUCCAUGGCUGAGAAUAGUAUACCUCUGUACACUACCGCUUCCAUGGGCAACCCCACUCUGGGCAACCUGGCCAGUGCCAUCCGGGAGGAGCUGAACGGGACCAUGGAGCAUGCCAACAGUCACGAGAGUGACAGCAGUCCGGGCAGAUCCCCUCUGCAAGCUGUGCAUCCCGUACACGUCAAAGAGGAACCCCUCGACCCGGAAGAAGCUGAAGGGCCUCUGUCCUUAGUGACAACAGCCAACCACAGUCCAGAUUUUGACCAUGACAGAGAUUACGAAGAUGAACCAGUAAAUGAGGACAUGGAGUGAACCUCUGGGCGGGCCGACCCCCAAGACCGAAGAUUGGGAAAAAAAAAAAAAAGCAAAACAAAACAAAUCAAAUAAAAACAAACCACGUCAAAAGUUAGCAGUGAAAGCGUUCUCCGCUUGUUGUACAGUCUGGAGGAUUUUCGCUACAUUUUGACAACUCUGAAAUGUGUUAACUCUUAGUGCCAUCAAGAAUCCCAUUUGGGAGUAUUUUUGAUUUUUCUACUUUUUGUUGACAAAAGGGAUUUGUACUCUGUGCAUUGGACGGACCUGUUUGGUACUUGGGAUUUUCCUCUUUGAGUCAACAUCAGUGUUGUAAAUUCGAUAAACGGAUUCACUUUUAGCAGCAGACUUUGAACUGCAGUUUUGUCCUGCCAAGGCCGACACCGAGGACACCCGACUAAGCUCGCGCACCUGUGCCGCAGACCAAGCCUUCGCCCGAAUUCAAGAUUCCAGUGGACGACCUGUUUGCACAGCACUGCAUGUUGAUAUCACUGCCUUUACUCACUUUGGUUUUUUUUGUUUGUUUGUUUUUUGUUUUUGUUUUUGUUUUUUGCUUCCAGUUGGGAUGGGGAAGGCCUUUGUGUGUUUAUUGGGGGGAGGGGUUAAAAAUAAUUAUCCCAAACUUUUUAAUGUAUUGCUUUUUUUUUUUUUUUUGCUUCUUCUAUACCAUUUUAAGUUCUGACCUCAGGCCUCCAUUUGGGCCCACGGCCUCUUUGGAGGCUUCACGUUUUCUGUACCUUGUGAUGAAUGUUAAUAGGUGUUUUUAUUAUACAAAGCUGAAUGUCAUUUCUCGUCUGUAGUUUUCUGGCACUCAUUCCAUUUUCCUAUAGACAUCACCACGUUUCUCUCAAGUUUCAAAAAACAAAACAAAACAUUCCGUUUUGGUCUUUUUUCAAAAAAAAGAAAAGAAAAAAAAAAGAUCCCAAAGGCUGCACCUUACACCUGAAGGUCCUCUCACAGGGACAUGAUGUCCUGCCAGAAAGAGAGUGAAGGACAGAACAAGAGAGAGAAACACACGCACACAUUCUAGGAACAUAGCAGAUUCCUUUCACAAAAGCAGUAUUGGGGGGACGGGGAUGGGAAUGCUUGAGAUUUUCCUUUUAUUUUCAUAGUGCCCACCAUUGUGAGUAACUGCCACCACAUUCUCUCAGCAUCAGGAAACACAGCCAAGAGAGACACUGAAAAGAGUAAACAACCAUUCAUAAUUAGACUGGCAUGAUGGCCACGGAAGCCCCCCCCCCCCCCCCCCAUCAUGAAGUGGCCAGGACCGCAGACUCUGCGAUGUCCUCACCAGCAUGGGUUGCAUUGUUUGCGAAAUGACCGAAAAGCCAGCUGCCCUAACUAACUUUACUCAACAUGGGGACAGCGCUGAGUUCGCACAUCAGUUCAGACCUGCUUGGUGGCGUUCAUCUGUUUUAAUGCAAAUGAGACUUCACAUUGAACUUGGGACGGGAGUUAUGAGGACUGAGCUGGGCAGAUGCUGAUGUUUCGGUUUCCAGUGUGCAAAGUCGGUCCUGCAGUUCAGUCUGCACUGGGAUAGGAUCACACCACCCACCCCAGUAGCACAGACUUAGCAGAUGACCCCAAUAGACAGACGGAGGGAGGCUCCUGGGACCAGGGCCCACAGAAUGCUAUGGCUCUAGGUCAGUAUACACUCAGCCCUUCGAACCCCUCCACACUUUCCACCUGCACCCACUUCCCUGGCAUUUAUUUAUCUAGGGCUGUAGCUUUCGGUUGGGUUUAGUUUGAGAGCCUUUUGGAGCUUAAUUUAUAUACUUUGUACCUUUUAUUUCUAAAAUUACCAAAGAUAUUAUGCAAAGGUAAAUUAUUUUCUUUUAUGCUUUAUCUGAUGAAGCCAAAUAUCCUCUUAUUGUUGAUCAAAGGAGGCAGAAGGGUUCAGAGGCAAAUGAUGAGGUCCAGGCUGUUUGCCAACCUAAGGGAGAUAAUCUGCCCCCCCCCCCCAAACAGCAUUCAUUUAGCAGACUAAGUAGGCAAUGGAACCAAAGUUUUUUACUUUUUUUUUUUCCUUUUUUUUUCCUGUACCUGUACAGAGACCAAAACUUAACUCCUAUAAGGAGAAAAUAUGGGGCUACUGCAGAGAAAACAAACAAACAGGAAAACAGUAUUAUAGCUCCUACGGAAAGAAUGGGGUACCAUCUCAAAGAAAAAAAAUGAAUGUAUGAUACCGAAAAUUAGUGUAUAAAUCAAGGAGACACUUAGGAUGAAUUCAGAGAGAACAGAAAAGUGUCUGACUGCACCAGGCCACUUCUAGAAUAAAGAGAUUUUCUAGAACACUCGUAUGCCACUUUUGUUUAAGGGCUGUGCUGUGAUCGCUGCAUUGAUUUUGUUUGAUCUUGGCAUCAUAUAUCCUCUAGUUUCUUCCUGCUUUUUGUUGUUUUUCCUUUUUCAGAUUAUGAUUUGGUCAACAUUUUUCAUUUCCACAGAAAAAAGUAACAUUCUCAUCCACUCAUAAGCUUAGAAAGUCUUUGGCAAUUACUUCUGAAGCUUUACUCUGCUUUCUGUAGAGGGGCGGUCUGUGCUUACUCAUGCCCCCCACCCCCCACUUUUCCAGGCAGCUUCAUGAUGUGCAGGCAGUAGCCAGGCAGGGUCAUGGGAUGGGGGCCUGUGCUUCUAAACUGAGUGGUUGCUGGUUAGAUAUUCAAAAGAGGAUAAAAAUCUGGUAGAUUAGUUCAUUCUCAGCAUGUGUAGCUAGACAUGAGUAAAGAUAACAGCAUGAGAACUGUUAGUACGCAUACCUCAGUUCAAACCUUUAGGGAAUGAUGAAAACAUUUAAAAAUAUACAUUUCACUCAGUUGCACUUAGUUGUAUGUCUUGCAUGCUUAGUCUAAAGACUGUAGCAAAAAAAAUAAAGAAAAAAGAAAAAUUAGAUUUUACAUAUCUUUGCAGGUGUCACAGCCUUGCAGAAGAACCAACUUAAAAAAGAAAAGAAAAGUUCUCAGGCUUUACAGCAAGCCAUCUUCACUCUGAUUUUUACAAUUCUGAUUCUGUCCCUUGGGGGGGAUUCUGGUCGCUUCUUUAGAAUGGGGUUGAUGCGGUUGUACAUAUAUCCCGAUCUGUCUGUGUGAAUCUUUGUCUUUUGUGGGGGAGGGCCGAGGGCAGCUCUUUCUUUCUUUUUUUUUUUUUUAAUUAUUUUAUUUUUUAGGUAUUGUUCCUAAAAAGGAAUAAAUGCAUACACUUGUUUGUCAAAACAUCUUUGCUUUUUGUGCAACUGCAUUUUAUUAAUGAUACUUUUAAAAAAGAAGAAGAAAGCCACAGUGUCUUUGGGGGAAAUAAUCUACUGUAUGUAAUAGAUUUGCAGCCAAUGCUGCACCUGUAUUUUAUUUCAUUACCCUUGAUUUAUGAACAUUGGAUGACAUGUUGACAUGUGGGAGGAAAGAAGAAACUCCAAAACAGUUUUUUUUGGGAUUUUUUGGGGGUUUUUUUGUUGUUGUUUUUUCGUUUUGUUUUGUUUUGUUUUUGCUUUUAAAUUGUAAUUGUAACAUAGUUGACAUGAUUUGUUUCCUAUUCUCAUUAAUUGGAACAUUUUGUACAGGUUCAUGGGGUGGGGUGUGUGUGAGUGUGAGUGUGUGUGUGGUGUGAGUGUGUGUGUAUGAGUGAGUGUGUGUGUGUGUGUGUGAAUCUGUUUUUGAUACAUUCCUGUUCCUUGUGUUUAUCCUACCACUGCCUUCUUGACUAUCUUAAAAGAAGUUCCUAAGUUUGAAAAGAGAAAAAAAAAUGGUUUAAAAAAAAUGUUCUCUCCUGCUGCAGUCAAGAUUUUUGCAUGAUGAAAUUCCAGGGUCACACUUUCAAAGUUUUAUCAGUAAAGUAGUGGUUAAUAAUGGGAAGUGUUGAAAAUAUUGAACUUUUUGUAUAAAAACAAAUUUACAAGGUCCCAAGGUGUAGACAAUUUGUUACUUUUUCUUUCCUUUCUUAGUAAAACUCAAGCAAACAUGAGGGAGGUUGGCCCAUGUGUCAGACUCACAAAGUCAUGAUAAAGACCCGCCCUUGUUCCUAGGGUCUGUCCAGGUGAGAAGGCUUAGGUUGCCAUAUUGGGCCAGCAAAGGGUGAACCAUCAAGACUUACGUACAUGGUGACCUAGCUGCCAGUGCCCUCCCCACAUCAGAAGACAGUUGACUUGACAUUCCCAGCAUCCCUCCCAUCAGCCAUAAUAAAGCAAGCCUUGGUUUAAAAGAUAAACAAAAUAAUAGAACCAAAAUGUAAUGUAAAUCACUAACUCUUAUUUUUUAAUUACCCACAAAAUCGAAUUGAGAAGUCUCCUCCUUUCUACAUUCUAGCUGAGCUCUCAGUCUCCAGGAGCGUAAAGCAGCCUCUGCUUAUGACUCUGAAUCUUUCUGGUACCUUUUGGUCAAUGCCAGCCAGACCCUCCGGACAGUCUGGAAGUGUUGUGCACCUCGGUUUCACUUUGUUAUCCUGCGAAGCAAAUGGACAGUUCUAAGGGCGUCUCGUGGGUCCACUGUAACUCAAUGCAGUCCCUGCCACCCAGGAGCCUGGGUGGAGCUGGUGCGGUCUGGGUUGUGAGCGUGCUGCUCUCUGUAUGUGCUGCCACUAACAAGGACUGUUUUGUUUUGUUUUGUUUUGAUAAGGCAUAAAAGAAUCUCAUUCCUUGACAUCAACUGUAAUUCCAUCAUUCCAUGUCUGUGGAUACAGACAAUAAAAAAAAUGUUGUGUAGUCAGUGAUCAUUUACUGACAUGAGAGCAUUCUCAAAUGCAAUAAAAAUGCUGGUUGUUCACACUGGUAGACAAA